Molecule: messenger RNA, 1337 nt
Organism: Verruconis gallopava
Lineage: Eukaryota; Fungi; Ascomycota; Dothideomycetes; Venturiales; Sympoventuriaceae
Exons: 2
Coding region: 157-1056 (299 amino acids)
Source: RefSeq, a predicted model, not a curated record
CCAUAUAUCUGCGCCGUGUCACCCAAGCUCCAUCGUGGGUUUUUCUUCACUCUUACGCCGGAUGCUUCGGUGCCCUCUGCGUCCAGUGCGCACGUGGUUUGGCGGCUCUUAGGGUUGCCACCUGUAGCCGGCCAAGUUACCCUGCUGGCGAGGGACAUGAACUAUAUAUUGCUCACUGGACCCUUCGGAGUGAAGAGGAGUUAUAUCGAAACGCUAUUCACACGCGUUCUAGGGGUAUGCAAAGUGAUACAAAAGGCGACUGCGCUGCACCCCGCAAUCAUCGCAUCGCUUUCGAGACUCCAGUUCUGCAUAUACGAGGCACCAAGUGUGCCGUCGUGUGAUGUGUGUGUUGGACCUCGCGACAAGAUGAAGGUGAUCAUGACGCCACCAUUGACGGAUGAGGAGGAUAUGCCGGCCAAGAGAAGGAAGGUGCAUGUUAACGACGCUGAAGUCGACGACGACGAGGUCAGCCUCAGCCUGCUGCUCGACAACUACGCACCACUCUCCAAUUUGCCAACACCGCCAAUAUCAAAGGAAGUUUCGCCUAGAGAAACUUCCUCUGACGAGGCUGGUGCUGACCCUGACAUGACAUACAAAGAGCCUGCAAAUUACCUAGCGGACGUCAUACGGAUCAGGGAGAAGUGUGUACCGGCAAUGAAAGUCUCCCGUAUUGAAAAGAUGCUACGCCGAGCUUGCCUGGACCAUCAGACAAUCGCCUUCGCAGCAUGCAUUCUUAACCGCUUAUCGUGGCGCUUCGUAAGGGACUGGAAGAACGAGCUACUUGCUCGUCAAGCUUCGGGCAUCACAGAGUCAGAGGUCAUCGUACUCGCAGCACUGUACAUGGCCAGCUCGUGGCUGAACGACCGGCCGCGAUCCGUGCGGUACUGGCUCCAAGAUGUUGGCAGCUGCCUGACUACGAGGGACGCAUUUCUGGCCAGUCAGAUCUGCAUCCUCAAUGAUCCAUCCACCAACCUGAUGCAAAUUGGUUGCCAGGAAGUGGAGGAGAUGAUGGAGGAUCUGGGCUUGUUGGGGAUCAAUGUUGAAGGCGUUGCUUGAAGGAUAUUCUUAACCAUGCUGUGGGCAUCGGUGGGUUUCCGCAACUUCUGUUUUCGAGCUCUGAUCCUCCGUCCUUUUCUUUUGCUUUUUUGCAUUUCGCAGUUAGUCGCAUUGCUUUGGCUGUCUCCGCGGCGCGGUCGAGCGCAAGUCUUGUCAGAUACCCUUUGCUCGCUAUCAUGCGAGUAGCAGAAUUAUUUUCGAAUUUACUUGAUAGUGGUUUUGCUAUAUUCAUGGAAAAAUGAAAAAUCAAGUUGAAAGCCCAUACGACGGCUCUACUUACC